Molecule: messenger RNA, 2076 nt
Organism: Penicillium chermesinum
Lineage: Eukaryota; Fungi; Ascomycota; Eurotiomycetes; Eurotiales; Aspergillaceae
Exons: 3
Coding region: 1-2076 (691 amino acids)
Biological process (GO): actin cytoskeleton organization
Molecular function (GO): actin binding
Source: RefSeq, a predicted model, not a curated record
AUGGCUGCGUUGGUUCAAACCAUCCCGCAACAGAGUGGCACGGUUCCUGUGCUCCAGACGCGUCCUUCUUCCUCAUCGGGCACUUUCGCCUCCUCCCACAACUCCGGUCCUCGAUAUCAGAAUAUGUCGUGGACUUCUUUUAAUGCUGGCAACUCGGGGAGUUAUCGAUCCGGUCACCAGGUUGUGGCUCCAUACGCAUUUCCACCUAACGUGACCCACACGCCAAAUCAUCAACAUCGCCAGUCGUGGUCCCCAUCCCCACAUCUCCGCCCGGAGCACCGUACUUUCUCUGCUCCUCAGGGAACAUCAGGCCCCCAUCCCGGGUCGAUUCCUCGAGGCGCCCAUGCUGCAGCUGGCUCUGUAUCAAACUCGUCUUCAUCGAAUUCGUCUUUCCGCUCCCACGUCUCAAAGGAUGAUAGUGCAAUUCCAUCCCGUCAAUCACGACCCGAUCACCCCCUCCGUCCCCUUUCCACUGCCAAUCUUCCUCCUGUCAUGACCGCAUCUUCCUCGGCCAGUCCGGCCAAACCAUCUCCCAAUCGCUAUCGCCGCUCAAAUCAGCGGGACGGCGCCCGCUCACAAUCUCCUGCCCCCUCAACUCCUACGAAUGUCGAUGAUCAGACUCCAGCCUCUCUGACACGGCCUGUUUUACGACCGAAUGGCCACACGCGCGUCUCGAGUGUAGAUGAUUCUUCUCACCUCGAAAGGCAACCUCCGGACACAGCUAAGCGAUACCGCCGACGAAGCAUGGGCAACAUGGAUCCAGGGUCUUACCCGGACCUUCAGCUUCAAAUGCCCCCCACAAGCCCCCCCGCAGACUGGCUCGCUCGAGGUCCGUCACCUGAUCCUACCCCUGCAAGCAAGCCCGAAGAAAAGCGAGCGGCCAAGCCUUCGCCGUUGUCGCAGCCCGCGACCUCCCCCGAAUCUCCAUCGACCGAAGCCGAUACGAAAACGCUCGCAUCCCCCACACCUGAUUCUCCGGCAGCGAAACGUUUGGCUGAACUCAAGAACGAUGCUGGCAAGCGCCCCGGUAAAUCACGUUUGCGUCGUGCCUUCUCCUUUGGAAGUGCAUCAGAGCUCCUUAAAGCUACUUCGCAGAGCAAACGAGAAGCAAUUGCAGCGGAAAAGGCUCGCAAGGAGGCGCUGCGUGAGGAACUCGGCGAUGAGCAGGCCGCCAUUGCGGAACAACAAGAAGCAAGCGGAUUGGGAGAGAGUAUCUAUAGCCACCAGGGCAACUUCUUUACUGGAUCUACAGAUGCCCUCUCGAUUUCCUCCACCGCAUCCUCCGCUUCCAUGAUGCUUCGAAAAAUGGGCAAGGGCAUGAAGAAGGGCACUCGGUCUUUGGUCGGCAUGUUCCGCCCGAAGUCAAUUGCCAGCAUUAAUGAAGCAGAAGCUCAAGCCACGGAUACGGCCGCACCACAGAUAUCCGUCGUUAAUGUCGAAGCAGACCGGGAAAGUGUUGCUGUCAACCCCGACCCACAGGAUAUGCCUCGUGGAGGUACUGUGUUCCCCAAGGUGGAACUUGGAGCCGACGUGCGACGGUCCGCUUCUAUCCGUGAGGCCGAAAGAGUCACCGCGGAUCCUUCUCGAUCGCGUAAGAGCAUCGUAGGAGGGGACCAUGAGCGAGCGGAGGUCUUGUCCCAUAUGCGACGUGGCAUCCUGAAGAAAACCAAUUCCGACGGAUCUGUUCCCGUCGCUCUAAUCGGUGGCAAUGAUUCCCCGCAUUCGAGUGCUCCAGCCACCCCGGAUGAGACAUCCCGACAGAGUCCUCGUCCCACUGAACAGGUAACAAUUGCCGGCGAAGAUUACUUCCUUUCAACCGGUGGGCGCUACACCUCAACGGAUGCUAAGAGUGCUCCAAUCACCCCUCAGACGGUAGGCGGACGAAAUAUUGUGUUUAGUCCUCGUAUCCAAUUCCACGAGACAUGGCCCAGUGGCGAGUAUGAUCGUCGCGGGGAGAUUGCGACUUGCAAUCGUCUCACCCCCCUGCUGGCUCAGCAGAUCCGUGAGGAAAUCAACAACUUUAAGAUGGAAAUGGAGGUUCACGAAAACUCCAAGAUUUACACGCACUUCAUUUGA